AUGGAAUUCAGUAAACAGGGAAUGAUCAAUAAUACGUUGUGGCUCGACGGGGCUAAUCACUGGAGUGGGGAUUCUAGACUACAGCUUGGGGCUUCCGCAUCAUUGUCUACGUUUGCGGGCCACAUAUAUAAGUGUGGGAAUGACGGCACCAGUAUUCAGGAAGCAUAUGUAAACCAAGUUGAGGAGGUUGUACGCGCUUGUAAUGGCAUUUUUCCCUCUCCUAUUGGAAAUGGCGCACAGUACUCCGAAGGGAUGACUCCAGACAACAAGACGGGCUUUGUUUGGAUUGAUCUCCAUGGUGUGCCCCCGCUUCCUCAGGAUACUACCAAUGGAAAUGACAAAAGCAGCACUAUGGAUGGUCUUUGGGAAGCUCUACAACUUAAUCAAGGGCAUCGAAUGAAGCUUCGGGAUGAGAUAAAAGAAGAGUACCAACGUCGAGUGGUAAUGCUUCAAAAAAACGGGUUGAGUAAUGCUAAUGCUUUUUUUCAUGCUAUGUCUGGAACACAUCCUAAUAACGAAGGUGAUAAGGUGAAUCACACUCUGGAGAAGGGAGAACUUACACUGUCUCAAGACUUUGAAUGCUUCUGUCCGGGAUACAGUUUUGAAGAUGGCUUGGAAGUCCUGGAUGAUCCUGACGCCGUGAAUAUAUUCAAUAAAUCUAACUCCAUAAAUUGUAAAGGAGGGAACAAGGAAGAAUACUAUGUCGCGUUGCGUGUGGUAACGUUGUUGGAGCAUACUGUGCAUCAUAUUGCAAAAAUUGAAAAGCAGAUGCACGUUCCUUACUUGAUGACUGGAGAGAACAAACAGGAUGUGUUCUUUGCACUCUCUCAUGUCUCUGAUAUUCGCCAGAAUAAUCCAUUUUUGAGGUCAGUCAACCCUUUCUGUGACCCCACCCCUCUCACCAACUUUAAUGACCUCCACAACAGGAGUGACUCGGACUGUUCUAAGAACGAUUCUCAGGAUCAUUUACUGCUUGAAACUGAUCGGUAUAGCGGUGCCUUGUGCAUUGGAGGGGAUAAGCAUACUAGACCUCUACAGUCCGCUAUCACGUACGUCUUUUGUUUCGAAGGAUUGUGUGUGACGUGGUGCCCCCGAAGCAUUUCAGCCUCGUGGAAGGAUCGUGGGUGUGUUUGGCAGGGGAAGAACUGGUCUCAGCUGCGUGAGGCGGUGCUCUCGCACUGUAUUUACCCCAAACCCCACUUACCACCGCCGGAUGGGUCUAAGCCUGACGCUUUUCAUAUUCCAGAGAGGCGUAACCGAGAUGAGGAAAUGAUGACGACGUCUUUGUUUGUUUCUCUUCUCCUGUCAACUGUGUGUUAUACUUACCUUCCUAACAUUAAUGCCAUGCUGAACGAAGUGGAGGCUAUUGACUCCAUGCUACCCUUAAUUCUGCCUAAAAUGGAGAGUGAUCAGUCGGAUGCACACCGGCGCAUUUUGAUGCUUCGGCAUCGGUUGUCAAAUCAUCGUCGCGAACUGAUCUCCAAAAAAAAAUUACUGAAAUCCUUGAAAGGGCCUUCGGUAUCGGUACUGGCCGCCUUUAUGGCUCAAACCUCUUCCUCGGAUCACGACCAGCGAGGGUCACUUGGAGUUUCCAAAGCGAUGUACCCAUCGCCGGUCUCGGAAACCUUUACUGUUCUGGACGCCGUUAGUGAUAUCAUUGAUCAAACACUUCAUAAAAUGGAUACUUCGCGCAUAGUGUUGGGUAAUGCCACCAUCCUUUACAAUUCUAACGUGAUUUCAAGCAACUAUGAAGUUAGUAAUGAUUCGGAUUAUUUCAUGGUGUUGGUGCACUACGUUUUUGUAACCAUAAUGCCUGCGCAUAUAAUCGUCGCACAAUGGGGCAUAAAUUUUCUGGUGCCUUUUCAUUACCUCGAUAGUUUAACUCCAUUCUUUGUUAUUGUGGGUACUCUUGUUUUGAUUUGUAUAAUUGCACCGAUAUUUCCCUUCUGGGCAUACUACACAGGAAGGAUACAUCUUAUAAUAUAA
Messenger RNA from Phytomonas sp. Hart1, 1986 nucleotides. NCBI's taxonomy places the organism in Eukaryota, Euglenozoa, Kinetoplastea, Trypanosomatida, Trypanosomatidae. The record is from the annotation of a GenBank genome assembly.